Messenger RNA from Myotis brandtii (Brandt's bat), 11378 nucleotides. RefSeq names its product tenascin XB (gene TNXB). Lineage: Eukaryota; Metazoa; Chordata; Mammalia; Chiroptera; Vespertilionidae. Gene Ontology annotation, molecular function: protein binding. The transcript has 44 exons. The record is from RefSeq and is a predicted model, not a curated record. The annotation marks the transcript as partial.
CCUCCUGAAUGAUGCCAGCCCAAUGUUCCCUAGCCUCCAGCCUGGCCCUCCUGCUGCUGUUGGGCGCAGUCCGAGCAGGCCCUUUCUCUCCACGCUCCAAUAUGACACUUCCAGCCCCUCGGCCCCCUCCUCAGCCAGGGGGCCGCACAGCGGAGCCAAGAGGGGGGAACCCCUCUUCUCAGCUUUACGAGCACAUCGUAGAAGGAGGGGAAAAGCAGGUGGUGUUCACCCACCGCAUUAACCUGCCCCCUUCAGCUGGCUGUGGCUGUCCCCCAGGCACUGAGCCCCCGGUCCCUGCUUCAGAGGUGCAGGCCUUGAGGGUCCGGCUAGAGAUCCUGGAGGAGUUGGUGAAGGGGCUCAAGGAACAGUGCACUGGGGGAUGCUGUCCUGCUGCUGCCCAGGCUGGCACAGGCCAGACAGACGUUCGUAGCCUCUGCAGCCUCCACGGUGUGUUUGACUUGAACCGCUGCGCCUGCUCCUGCGAGCCUGGCUGGGGUGGGCCCACUUGCUCCGACCCUAUGGACUCCCGAGUGUCCCCUUCCUCCCCACCCUCUGCUUCCGGGUCCUGCCCAGAUGACUGCAACGACCAGGGGCGCUGUGUCCGUGGUCGCUGCGUGUGCUUCUCUGGCUACACGGGCCCCAGCUGUGGCUGGCCCUCCUGCCCCGGGGACUGCCACGGCCACGGGCGCUGCUGUGUAUGCGUGGAGGGCUUCCGAGGCCCCGACUGCGCCAUCCAGACGUGCCCAGGGGACUGCCGGGGCCGCGGAGAGUGCCGCGAGGGCAGCUGCGUCUGCCUGGAGGGCUAUGCGGGGGAGGACUGCGGGGAAGAGGUGCCAGCCAUUGAGGGCAUGAGGAUGCAUCUCCUGGAGGAGACGACGGUUCGGACAGAGUGGACCCGGGCUCCGGGCCCGGUGGAUGCCUAUGAGAUUCAGUUCAUCCCCACGCCAGAGGGCGCGAGCCCGCCGUUCACUGCGCGGGUGCCCAGCUCUGCCUCCGCCUAUGACCAGAGAGGACUGGCCCCCGGGCAGGAGUACCAGGUCACUGUCCGCGCCCUUCGAGGGACCAACUGGGGCCCUCCUGCCUCCAAGACCAUCACCACCAUGAUCGAUGGCCCCCAGGACCUCCGGGUGGUGGCCGUGACGCCAACCACACUGGAGCUCAGCUGGCUGCGCCCCCAGGCCGAGGUGGACCGAUUCGUGGUGUCCUACGUCAGUGCUGGCAACCAGAGGGUGCGGCUGGAAGUGCCCGCCGAGGCGGACGGGACACUGCUGACUGACCUGAUGCCAGGCGUGGAGUACGUGGUGACCGUCACCGCGGAGCGGGGCCGGGCAGUGAGCUACCCGGCCUCUGUCAGGGCCAACACAGGGUCCUCCCCUUCCGGCCUCUUGGGGGCCACUGAUGAGCCUCCUCCCUCAGGCCCUUCAACAACUCAAGGAGCCCAGGCGCCCGGCCUGCAGCAGCGCCCCCAGGAGCUGGGGGAGUUGAGAGUGCUGGGCAGAGACGAGACAGGGCGCCUCCGCGUGGCCUGGAUGGCCCAGCCUGACACCUUUGCCCACUUCCAGCUGCGCCUCCGGGUGCCCAAUGGGCCAGGGUCGCAUGACCAACUCCUGCCCGGGGAUGUCCGCCAGGCACUGCUGCCCUCACCCCCUCCUGGAGCCCCCUAUGAGCUGUCACUUCGUGGGGUCCCCCCUGAGGGCGAGCCCUCUGCCCCUCUCAUCUACCAAGGCAUUAUGGACAGCGACGGGGAAAAGCCCGGGAAGCCCUUGGCCCCACCGCGCCUGGGCGAGCUGACAGUGACCGACGUGACCUCCAGCUCCCUGCUCCUGCACUGGACGGUCCCGGAGGGCGAGUUCGACUCCUUCGUGAUCCAGUACAAAGACAGGGACCAGCCCCGGGUGGUGCCUGUGGAGGGGCCCCAGCGCUCGGCCCUCAUCGCCAACUUGGACGUGGGCCGCAAGUACAAAUUCCUCCUGUACGGCUUUGUGGGCAAGAAGAGGCACGGCCCCCUGGUGGCUGAAGCCAAGAUCUUGCCUCGGAGCGAUCCCAGCCCAGAGACCCUGCCCCGCCUGGGCACGCUGUGGGUGACGGAGCCCACCCCACACUCGCUGCGCCUCUCCUGGACGGUCCCCGAGGGCCACUUCGACUCCUUCGUGGUUCAGUACAGGGACAGGGAUGGGCGGCCCCAGGUGGUGCCCGUGGAAGGGCCGGAGCGCUCCGUCACUGUCUCCCCCCUGGAUGCCGACCACAAGUACAGAUUCACUCUGUUUGGGGUUGCCAACAAGAAGCGGCACGGCCCCCUCUCAGCUGAGGGCACCACUGCCCCAGAGAGGACAGAGGAGCCCCGCCCAGAGCCCCCUGAGCAGCCGCUGCUGGGGGAGCUGACAGUGACUGGCGCCACCCCAGACGCCCUGCGCCUGUCCUGGACCGUGGCCCGGGGCCGCUUCUCCUCCUUCGUGAUCCAGUACAAGGAUGCACAGGGGCAGCCCCGGGCAGUGCCUGUCAAGGGAGAGGAGAGCACGGCCACCAUCGCUGGCCUGGAACCCGGCCGGAAGUAUAAAAUGACCCUCUACGGCCUCCAUGGCCGGCAGCGUGUGGGGCCUGUGUCUGUGGUGGCCACCACGGCCGCCCAGGAGGUAGUGGAGGAGACCCCGAGCUCCACAGAACCCAGCACGGAGGCCCCACAGCCUCCCGAGGAGCCCCUGCUGGGGGAGCUGACCGUGACGGGAUCCUCCCCGGACUCGCUGAGCCUCUCCUGGACCGUCCCCCAGGGCCAGUUUGACCACUUCCUGGUCCAGUACAAGAACGGGGACGGGCAGCCCAAGGCGGUCCGGGUGCCGGGACACGAGGACGGGGUCACCAUCUCGGGCCUGGAGCCGGACCACAAGUACAAGAUGCACCUGUAUGGCUUCCACGACGGCCAGCGCCAGGGCCCCGCCUCUGCCACCGGGGUGACAGCUCCCGACUACGAAGCUGUGACCACCCAAGUCCCACCCACCACGACCCCUGAGCCCCGCGUGAAGCCCCUGCUGGGGGAGCUGACCGUGACGGGAUCCUCCCCGGACUCGCUGAGCCUCUCCUGGACCGUCCCCCAGGGCCAGUUUGACCACUUCCUGGUCCAGUACAAGAACGGGGACGGGCAGCCCAAGGCGGUCCGGGUGCCGGGACACGAGGACGGGGUCACCAUCUCGGGCCUGGAGCCGGACCACAAGUACAAGAUGCACCUGUAUGGCUUCCACGACGGCCAGCGCCAGGGCCCCGCCUCUGCCACCGGGGUGACAGCUGCAGAGGAGGAGACCCCCAGCCCCGCAGAACCCAGCACGGAGGCCCCCGAGCCCCCCGAGGAGCCCCUGCUGGGGGAGCUGACAGUGACGGGAUCCUCCCCGGACUCGCUGAGCCUGUCCUGGACCGUCCCCCGGGGCCACUUCGACGCCUUCACCGUCCAGUACAAGGACAGGGACGGGCGGCCCCAGGUGGUGCGUGUCGGGGGUGAGGAGAGCGAGGUCACCGUGCGGGGCCUGGAGCCGGGGCGCAAGUACAAGAUGCACCUGUACGGCCUGCACGGGGGGCGGCGCGUGGGCCCCGCGUCCACCCUGGGCCUGACCGCUCCACCACCGGGAGCCGCUCCUGCAGCCACCGAGCCGCCCGUGGGGCCGCGCCUGGGGGAGCUGACUCUUUACAGGGAUGACCAGGGCUCGGGAGGAGACCCGGACAUGUCCAUGGAGCCUGCCUCACCCGCCCUGUGUCUGUGCUUCUCAGCUGCAGAGGAGGAGACCCCCAGCCCCGCAGAACCCAGCACGGAGGCCCCCGAGCCCCCCGAGGAGCCCCUGCUGGGGGAGCUGACAGUGACGGGAUCCUCCGAGGACAGCGAUGGGCAGCUCCAGGUGGUGCCUGUGGCCGCAGACCAGCGUGAGGCCACCGUCCCCGGCCUGGAGCCCGCUCGCGGGUACAGGAUGCUCGUCUAUGGGCUCCACGGCGGGCAGCGCCUGGGCCCGCUCUCUGUGGGAGCUGUGACAGCUGCAGAGGAGGAGACCCCCAGCCCCGCAGAACCCAGCACGGAGGCCCCCGAGCCCCCCGAGGAGCCCCUGCUGGGGGAGCUGACAGUGACGGGAUCCUCCCCGGACUCGCUGAGCCUGUCCUGGACCGUCCCCCGGGGCCACUUCGACGCCUUCACCGUCCAGUACAAGGACAGGGACGGGCGGCCCCAGGUGGUGCGUGUCGGGGGUGAGGAGAGCGAGGUCACCGUGUGGGGCCUGGAGCCGGGGCGCAAGUACAAGAUGCACCUGUACGGCCUGCACGGGGGGCGGCGCGUGGGCCCCGCGUCCACCCUGGGCCUGACAAAGAGGUGCUGCCAGUUAGCAGUCAUCGCUCCCCUCCCGCCAGCUCCAGCCACAGAGUCCCCCCAAGAGCCGCGCCUGGGGGAGCUGACGGUGACAGAUGUGACCCCGAGCUCCGUGGGCCUCUCGUGGACGGUUCCUGUGGGUGAAUUCGACUCCUUCGUGGUCCAGUACAAGGACAGGGACGGGCAGCCCCGGGUGGUGCCUGUGGCCGCAGACCAGCGCGCGGUCACUGUCCCCGGCCUGGAGCCCAACAGGAAGUACAGGUUCCUGCUCUUUGGGAUCCAGGAAGGGAAACGACGCAGCCCCGUUUCUGUGGAGGCAAAGACAGGUGAGAGGGACCCCCUGAAACUAGCCGAGGCCCCUCUUCACCCGCCUGGUCUCCUGUCCUGCCGCCAGAGGCAGCCACGGUGCAGCGGUGGCCGAUUCCCACCUCAGGCCCCUCCCUGGCCCUGGGAGCCCGGAGCCCUGGGGGGCAGUUGUCCCUCAGAGCGCUCAGCCCUGUUCUCUGUCCUCCCCCACCCAGCUCCCCUCCCGCCAGCUCCAGCCACAGAGUCCCCCCAAGAGCCGCGCCUGGGGGAGCUGACGGUGACAGAUGUGACCCCGAGCUCCGUGGGCCUCUCGUGGACGGUUCCUGUGGGUGAAUUCGACUCCUUCGUGGUCCAGUACAAGGACAGGGACGGGCAGCCCCGGGUGGUGCCUGUGGCCGCAGACCAGCGCGCGGUCACUGUCCCCGGCCUGGAGCCCAACAGGAAGUACAGGUUCCUGCUCUUUGGGAUCCAGGAAGGGAAACGACGCAGCCCCGUUUCUGUGGAGGCAAAGACAGGUGAGAGGGACCCCCUGAAACUAGCCGAGGCCCCUCUUCACCCGCCUGGUCUCCUGUCCUGCCGCCAGGCCCCCCUUUGUGCUCCUGUUUCACUGGACAAGCCCCCCACCCGCCCAGCUCCCCUCCCGCCAGCUCCAGCCACAGAGUCCCCCCAAGAGCCGCGCCUGGGGGAGCUGACGGUGACAGAUGUGACCCCGAGCUCCGUGGGCCUCUCGUGGACGGUUCCUGUGGGUGAAUUCGACUCCUUCGUGGUCCAGUACAAGGACAGGGACGGGCAGCCCCGGGUGGUGCCUGUGGCCGCAGACCAGCGCGCGGUCACUGUCCCCGGCCUGGAGCCCAACAGGAAGUACAGGUUCCUGCUCUUUGGGAUCCAGGAAGGGAAACGACGCAGCCCCGUUUCUGUGGAGGCAAAGACAGCUGCCCACAGUGAUGCCAGCCCGCAGGCCCCGCCCCGCCUCGGGGAGCUGUGGGUGACGGAGCCCACCCCGGACUCCCUGCGCCUCUCCUGGACGGUCCCCGAGGGCCACUUCGACUCCUUCGUGGUCCAGUUCAAGGACAGGGACGGGCCCCGGAUGGUGCCUGUGGGGGGCCACGAGCGCUCGGUCACCAUCACCCCCCUGGACAGCGGCCGCACAUACAGAUUUCUCCUCUACGGCCUCCUGGGCAAGAGACGCCACGGCCCCCUCAGCGCGGACGCCCCCAGAGCCGAGCCCCCUGCCGGCCCCCCCGUGAAGCCCCUGCUGGGGGAGCUGACGGUGACGGGAUCCUCCGCCUGCCAGUCUGAUCAGUGGGAAGAGCCGGGCAGCACGAGGAGUCAGAUGGCAGCAUCGGGGGCCCUUGCCCAGAGCUGCCUGGGGACAGAGCCCCUCCUGGUGCAAGUGGGCGGAGGCGCAGGCAGCGGGAUGGUGUGGGGGGAGGUGGGAGAACCGUCCUCUCUGCCAGCUGCCCACAGUGAUGCCAGCCCGCAGGCCCCGCCCCGCCUCGGGGAGCUGUGGGUGACGGAGCCCACCCCGGACUCCCUGCGCCUCUCCUGGACGGUCCCCGAGGGCCACUUCGACUCCUUCGUGGUCCAGUUCAAGGACAGGGACGGGCCCCGGAUGGUGCCUGUGGGGGGCCACGAGCGCUCGGUCACCAUCACCCCCCUGGACAGCGGCCGCACAUACAGAUUUCUCCUCUACGGCCUCCUGGGCAAGAGACGCCACGGCCCCCUCAGCGCGGACGGCCUCUCAGAGGCGCAGAGCGCUGGAACAAAGCGCCCCCCAAAGCCCCGUCUGGGGGAGGAGCUGCAGGUGACCAGCGUGACACCGGACUCCGUGGGCCUCGCAUGGACCGUCCCCGAGGGCCAGUUUGACUCCUUCGUGGUCCAGUACAAGGACAGGGAGGGGCGGCCCCAGGUGCUGCCUGUGGAGGGCGGCCUCAGGGAGGCCCGGGUCUGGGGCCUGGACGCCGCCCGCAGGUACAAGCUGCUGCUCUACGGGCUGCACCAGGGCAGGCGCGUGGGGCCCCUCUCGGCCUUCGCUGUGACAGCCCCCAGGGAGGACAACGGAGCUGAGACCACAGCCCCAAGCCCUCCAGAGUCAGAGCUCCAGCUCGGGGAGCUGACCGUGGCCGAGGCCACCCCGCACACCCUGCACCUGUCCUGGACGGUCACGGAGGGGGAACCGGACUCUUUCGAGGUCCAAUACACAGACCAGGAUGGGCAACUCCAAGUUGUCAGUUUAGGGGGCAACCAGAAUGACAUCACCCUCUCGGGCCUGGAACCCAACCACAGCUACCUGGUGAACGUGUACGCUGUCCGGGGCCCCCAGCGUCUGGGUCCCAUCCAGGUCAAGGCCCUGACAGCCCCAAGGGAAGAGGAGGAGGAACCGUCAGAACCUCCUACCACGACCCCUGAGCCUCCCGAGAAGCCCCUGCUGGGGGAGCUGACCGUGACGGGAUCCUCCCCGGACUCGCUGAGCCUCUCCUGGACCGUCCCCCAGGGCCAGUUUGACCACUUCCUGGUCCAGUACAAGAACGGGGACGGGCAGCCCAAGGCGGUCCGGGUGCCGGGACACGAGGACGGGGUCACCAUCUCGGGCCUGGAGCCGGACCACAAGUACAAGAUGCACCUGUAUGGCUUCCACGACGGCCAGCGCCAGGGCCCCGCCUCUGCCACCGGGGUGACAGCUGCAGAGGAGGAGACCCCCAGCCCCGCAGAACCCAGCACGGAGGCCCCCGAGCCCCCCGAGGAGCCCCUGCUGGGGGAGCUGACAGUGACGGGAUCCUCCCCGGACUCGCUGAGCCUGUCCUGGACCGUCCCCCGGGGCCACUUCGACGCCUUCACCGUCCAGUACAAGGACAGGGACGGGCGGCCCCAGGUGGUGCGUGUCGGGGGUGAGGAGAGCGAGGUCACCGUGCGGGGCCUGGAGCCGGGGCGCAAGUACAAGAUGCACCUGUACGGCCUGCACGGGGGGCGGCGCGUGGGCCCUGCGUCCACCCUGGGCCUGACCGGUCGUCCAGCUCCCGACUACGAAGCUGUGACCACCCAAGUCCCACCCACCACGACCCCUGAGCCCCGCGUGAAGCCCCUGCUGGGGGAGCUGACCGUGACGGGAUCCUCCCCGGACUCGCUGAGCCUCUCCUGGACCGUCCCCCAGGGCCAGUUUGACCACUUCCUGGUCCAGUACAAGAACGGGGACGGGCAGCCCAAGGCGGUCCGGGUGCCGGGACACGAGGACGGGGUCACCAUCUCGGGCCUGGAGCCGGACCACAAGUACAAGAUGCACCUGUAUGGCUUCCACGACGGCCAGCGCCAGGGCCCCGCCUCUGCCACCGGGGUGACAGCUGCAGAGGAGGAGACCCCCAGCCCCGCAGAACCCAGCACGGAGGCCCCCGAGCCCCCCGAGGAGCCCCUGCUGGGGGAGCUGACAGUGACGGGAUCCUCCCCGGACUCGCUGAGCCUGUCCUGGACCGUCCCCCGGGGCCACUUCGACGCCUUCACCGUCCAGUACAAGGACAGGGACGGGCGGCCCCAGGUGGUGCGUGUCGGGGGUGAGGAGAGCGAGGUCACCGUGCGGGGCCUGGAGCCGGGGCGCAAGUACAAGAUGCACCUGUACGGCCUGCACGGGGGGCGGCGCGUGGGCCCUGCGUCCACCCUGGGCCUGACCGGUCGUCCAGCUCCCGACUACGAAGCUGUGACCACCCAAGUCCCACCCACCACGACCCCUGAGCCCCGCGUGAAGCCCCUGCUGGGGGAGCUGACCGUGACGGGAUCCUCCCCGGACUCGCUGAGCCUCUCCUGGACCGUCCCCCAGGGCCAGUUUGACCACUUCCUGGUCCAGUACAAGAACGGGGACGGGCAGCCCAAGGCGGUCCGGGUGCCGGGACACGAGGACGGGGUCACCAUCUCGGGCCUGGAGCCGGACCACAAGUACAAGAUGCACCUGUAUGGCUUCCACGACGGCCAGCGCCAGGGCCCCGCCUCUGCCACCGGGGUGACAGGUGAGUGGGUGGUGGGAGCCCCGGUGGGACCUGCGGGAGAUGACACUCGUGAUGGCUUCCCAGACACAAAACCUCCGCGCCUGGGGGAGCUGACAGUGACAGGCGUGACCCCGGACUCCGUGGGCCUCUCGUGGACGGUCCCCCAGGGCAAGUUCGACUCCUUCAAGGUCCAGUACAAGGACAGACACGGGCAGCCCCGGGUGGUGUCCGUGGCCGCGGACCAGCGCGAGGCCACCAUCGGCGGCCUGGAGCCCCACCGGAAGUACAGGUUCCUGCUCUAUGGGCUGGCAGGCGGGAAGCAGCUGGGCCCCGUCACCGCUGAGGGCACCACAGGUGAGCCCAGCCCCGCUCCCACCUUCCCCAGAGCUGGCCCAGGCGCGGCAGUCCCAGCACCCAAAGCAAACCCUCGGGCCCCUGCCCUGCCCGGCCUGCUCUGGAAGCUCUUCUUCUGUCACCUUUUCUGUCAUUCUCCAUGCACCUCUCUCUCCUUUCCAGUCCCAGACACAAAACCUCCGCGCCUGGGGGAGCUGACAGUGACAGGCGUGACCCCGGACUCCGUGGGCCUCUCGUGGACGGUCCCCCAGGGCAAGUUCGACUCCUUCAAGGUCCAGUACAAGGACAGACACGGGCAGCCCCGGGUGGUGUCCGUGGCCGCGGACCAGCGCGAGGCCACCAUCGGCGGCCUGGAGCCCCACCGGAAGUACAGGUUCCUGCUCUAUGGGCUGGCAGGCGGGAAGCAGCUGGGCCCCGUCACCGCUGAGGGCACCACAGCCCCAGAGGACGCACCCACCCCCUGGCAAGCUGCCACAGGGGCCCCCGACACCCCCGGAGGGCCCCGCCUGGGGGAGCUGGCCGUGACCGACAGCACCCCGGACUCCCUGCGCCUCGCAUGGACGGUGGCCCGGGGCCCCUUCGACUCCUUCGUGGUGCAGUAUUGGGACGCGGACAGGCAGCCCCAGGCCUUGCUCGUGGGUGGGGACCAGCACGUGGUGCACGUGUCAGGCCUGGAGCCCAGCACCGCCUACAAGUUCUUCCUCUACGGCCUCCACGAAGGGAAGCGCCUGGGGCCCGUCUCCACGGAGGGCACCACAGGGUCAGCCCCUGCCGGGCAGACGCCAGGGGGGCCGGGGCCCCGGCUGUCCCAGCUGUCCGUGACUGACGUGACCACCAGUUCCCUGCGGCUCAACUGGGAGGCCCCCCCUGGGGCCUUCGACUCCUUCCUGCUCCGCUACGGGGUCCCGUCAGCAAGCACUCUGGAGCCGCAUCCGCGUCCCCUGCUGCAGCGGGAGGGGGAGCCUCGCCCCACGCCCUCACCCUCAUUACUCAUUACUCGGCACGUCUCGCCCUCAGUUCUGGAGAGCCCCCGGGACCUACAGUUCAGCGAAAUUGGGGAGACCUCAGCCAAGGUCAGCUGGACGCCCCCACCGUCCAGAGCCGACAGCUUCAAAGUGUCCUACCAGCUGGUGGACGGAGGGGAGCCACGGAGUGUGCAGGUGGGCGGCAGAGCCCGGACCCAGCAGCUCGGGGGGCUGGUCCCAGGCGCUCACUACGAGGUGACCGUGGUGUCCGUCCGAGGCUUCGAGGAGAGCGAGCCGCUCACCGGCUUCCUCACCACGGUUCCGGACGGCCCCACCCAGCUGCGUGCACUGAACUUGACGGAGGGAACCGCCAGGCUGCACUGGAAGCCGCCCCAGGCUCCGGUGGACACCUAUGCCGUCCGGGUCACAGCCCCAGGCGGUGAGCGGCCCGGNNNCGCUGUGGACUACCCCCUGCAGGGCCUGGAGCUCCACACCAACUACACAGCCACCGUGCAUGGCCUUCGGGGCCCCAACCUCACCUCUCCAGCCAGCAUCGUCUUCACCACUGGCUUGGAGGGCCCCCGGGACUUGGAGGCCAAAGAAGUGACCCCCCGCACGGCCCUGCUCACGUGGACUGAGCCCCAAGUCCUGCCCACUGGCUACCUGCUCACCUACGACAUCCCUGAUGGACAGACCCAGGAGAUCCUGCUCCCAGGAAGUGUCACCGCUCACCAGCUCCUGGGCCUCUUUCCCUCCACCACCUACAGAGCCUGGCUCCGGGCCAUGUGGGGCGAGGCCCUCACGCCACCCAUGUCCACCUCCUUCACCACUGGUGGACUGCAGGUCCCCUUUCCCCGGGACUGUGGGGAGGAGAUGCAGAACGGGGCGGGCACCUCCAGAACCACCACCAUCUUCCUCAAUGGAAACCGCGCGCGGCCACUGGACGUGUUUUGUGACAUGGAGACUGACGGGGGCGGCUGGCUGGUGUUCCAGCGCCGCAUGGAUGGACGCACGGACUUCUGGAGGGACUGGGAGGACUAUGCCCAUGGUUUUGGGAACAUCUCCGGGGAAUUCUGGCUGGGCAACGAGGCCCUGCACAGCCUGACCAGCCACGGGGACUACUCCAUGCGUGUGGACCUGCGGGCCGGGGACGAGGUGGCAUUCGCCCAGUACGACUCCUUCCGGGUAGACUCGGCUGCUGACUACUACCGCCUCCACCUGGAGGGCUACCACGGCACAGCAGGUGAGGGCUGGGCCCACUUGCUCAUCUCCUGCGCCGUCUCCUACCGAGGGGCCUGGUGGUACAGGAACUGCCACUACGCCAACCUCAAUGGGCUCUACGGGAGCACAGUGGACCACCAGGGCGUGAGCUGGUACCACUGGAAGGGCUUCGAGUUCUCCGUGCCGUUCACGGAGAUGAAGCUGAGACCCAGAGGCUAC